Homarus americanus (American lobster) is the source of this 1038-nucleotide messenger RNA. RefSeq names its product vegetative cell wall protein gp1-like. NCBI's taxonomy places the organism in Eukaryota, Metazoa, Arthropoda, Malacostraca, Decapoda, Nephropidae. The transcript has a single exon. The coding region runs from base 1 to 1038 and encodes 345 amino acids. The record is from RefSeq and is a predicted model, not a curated record.
AUGCAAUCUCCACCUGCACUCCUGCACCUGUAUCCUGCACCUGCACUCCCCAAAUACCUGUAUCUCCUUGUACCUGUGCAUUCUCCUGUUACGUAUUCUCUCCAGCACAUGCAUCUCCAGCAACAUGCAUCUCCCACACCUGCAUCUUCCCAGUACCUGCAUCUCCCCAGCACCUGUAUCUCCCCCAGCACCUGCAUCUCCCCAGCACCUGCAUCUCCCAGUACCUGCACCUGCACCUGCAUCUCCCCAGCACCUGCAUUUCCCCCAGCACCACAUCUCCCCAGCAAUCUGCAUUCCAGCACCUGCAUCUUCCCAGCACCUGCAUCUCCUCAGCACCUGCAUUCUCCUCAGCACCUGCAUUCAACCAGCACCUGCAUCCCAACACCUGCAUCUCCAGCACCUGCAUCCUCAGCACCUGCAUCUGCCCAGAACCUGCACUCCCCAGUACCUGUAUCUUCCCAGCACCUGCAUUCCAGCACUGCAUCUCCCCAGUGCCUGCAUCUCCCCAGCACCUGCAUCUCCCAGUACCUGCAUCUCCCAGAACCUGUAUCUCCUCAGUACCAGGUCAGCACCUGCAUCUCCCCAGUACCUGCAUUCCCCAGCCCAUCUCCAGAACCUGCAUCUCCCCCAGCACCUGCAUCUCCCACACCAGCAUCUUCCAGGAACCUGUAUCUCCCCAGCACCUGUAUCUCCCAGCCUGCAUUCCCUCAGCAACAGUAUUCCCCAGUACCUGUAAUGCCCCAGUACCUGUAUCUUUCCAGAACCUGCAUUCUCAGUACCUGUAUCUUCCAGAACCCAUUCCUCAGCACCUAUCUCCUCAGUACUCAGUAUCUUCCAGAACCUGCAUCUCCCCAGAAAUCUGUAUUCCCCAGUGGCCUGUAUCUAACCAGUACCUGCAUCUCCCCAGCACCUGUAUCUAACCACACAGCACCUGUAUCUCCCCAGAACCUGCAUCUCCCAGAACCUGUAUCUCCCCAGUACCUGCAUCUCCCCAGUGGUACCUGUAUUCCCCGAUACCUGUAUCUCCGAUACCUGUAA